AUGGAGAACCGAAAGAGACCGUCAGAGUCAGUUUUUACCCCUAACGGCAGCUUCAACACGCCGGAGAAGAGAGUCCGACUGCUGGACUUGGACUACGCGCGAUGGGGAGUCGAGGAGAUGUGUCGGUACCUGCAAACAGAAGGCCUCGGACAAUGGGAAGAUACAGUUAGAGCACAAAAGAUCACAGGUGUCGGGCUGCGGUACCUCAAGGAUGAUGAUCUGGAGAAGAUUGGCAUAGAGUACCUUGGUGACCGUCUGAAGAUCCUGCACAGCCUCAGGAAGCUGUGGCAGAUAGAAGCAGAGCCAAAUAAGGUGUUUAAUGAUCCCAUCCACGGGCAUGUGGAGCUGCACCCACUUCUGGUCAAAAUCAUCGACACUCCUCAGUUCCAGAGAUUACGAUACCUGAAGCAGCUCGGAGGGGUCUACUUUGUUUUUCCCGGAGCAACCCACAACCGCUUUGAGCACAGCGUUGGGGUGGCUUACCUGGCAGGGCAACUUGUGCAAGCUCUGAACGCAAGGCAGCCAGAGCUCCUCAUCUCUCGCAGAGACAUCCUUUGUGUGCAGAUCGCUGGACUCUGCCAUGACCUGGGACAUGGGCCAUUUUCCCACAUGUUUGAUGCGAUGUUCAUCCACAAAGCACGUCCACAAAUUAACUGGAAGCAUGAGAAAGCCUCUCUAGACAUGUUUGACUACCUGGUGAAUGACAAUGGCCUGAAGCCGGUGAUGGAGCAGCACGGCCUGGUGCUGCCUGAGGACCUGGACUUUAUUAAGGAACAGAUUGCCGGACCACAGGACACUAAUGCAGCUCAAGGCCACAAGUGGCCAUAUAAAGGCCGUCCAGAAGAGAAGUCCUUCCUCUAUGAAAUCGUGGCCAACAAAAGAAAUGGCAUUGAUGUGGACAAGUGGGACUACUUUGCCAGGGACUGCCACUACCUGGGCAUCCAGAACAACUUUGACUAUCGCCGCUUCCUAAAGUUUGCCAGGGUGUGUGAGGUGGACGGCCAGAAGCACAUCUGCACUAGAGACAAGGAGGUGGGCAAUCUGUAUGACAUGUUCCACACGAGGAACUGUCUACACGGAAGAGCCUACCAGCACAAAGUGAAAACUGCCAUAGAGAUUAUGAUCACAGAGGCCUUUUUAAAAGCAGACAAGCACAUCCAGAUUGAAGGAUCAGGAGGGAAGAUGUUCACUCUCUCCACAGCCAUAGAUGACAUUGAGGCCUACACCAAGCUGACAGAUCAUGUAUUUGAACAGAUACUCAACUCUUCCUCCCCGGAGCUGGCUGAGUCGAGGCAGAUUCUACGCAACAUCACUUGUCGACGCCUCUAUAAGUGUCUGGGCCAAACCCAGGCAGAGGAACACCUGAGUGUCACCCAGGAGAUGAUUCACAGCUGGGAAGCAGAUCUGGCUCGAUCCAUCCCUCAGAGCGGCUCCCAGGAUGUCAGUCUGCAGCCAGAGGACUUUGUAGUUAGUGUCAUUUUUUUGGACUAUGGGAUGAAAGAAAAGGACCCCGUCAACAAUGUGCGUUUCUAUUGCAAGGAUGACCCAACCAAAGCCAUCCAGAUUCGCAAGAACCAGGUGUCUAAACUCCUCCCAGAGCAGUUUGCUGAGCAGCUGAUCAGGGUCUACUUCAAGAAGACGGAUGACAGGAGUCUGGAGGCAGCAAAGAAGCACUUUGUCCAGUGGUGCAUGGACAGGAACUUCACAAAGCCUCAGUGGUCUUAAUGUUAUGGAUGAUGC
Molecule: messenger RNA, 1740 nt
Organism: Sebastes umbrosus (honeycomb rockfish)
Lineage: Eukaryota; Metazoa; Chordata; Actinopteri; Perciformes; Sebastidae
Product: deoxynucleoside triphosphate triphosphohydrolase SAMHD1-like
Exons: 16
Coding region: 1-1725 (574 amino acids)
Biological process (GO): dGTP catabolic process; defense response to virus; regulation of innate immune response
Cellular component (GO): nucleus
Molecular function (GO): dGTPase activity; protein binding
Source: RefSeq, a predicted model, not a curated record